CCCUGAAAACCGAGUCUCACACGGAAUGACAGCCGGUCUCCCUUUGGUUUACGACCAAGGAGUGUUCAGACUCCACGCCGAACUCUACAGGCAGUCGAUUUGACAACUCAUCCGCUAUGAGUGGUCAUCUGGUGGCAAGACAAAGCACUACAGAGUCAGAGUGGUGUAUCAGGGAACCAGUCGCCCAGUCUCCGUCGAGUAGUCGUCACUUGUUUGGUGUCACUAGGUUCCAGGCCCGAAGAUCGGGUGGGAUUUCAUCACACCAACACUCCGUGCCAACAACAAACCGCGCCGAGAUUUCUCGAUGGCCCACAGACGCAGAGAACACGCAAAGGCUAAAGUGGCACAGUGGUCUUUCUCCAAACUUGUCGUGCCUGUCGUGCCUGUCCAAGGGUCCAACUCCACCAUCCGUCUCUAGCGGGUGGCAGGGCAUGAGGGCCCCAUCAUGUGGAUGCUUGACCUGGGCCAGCCGAAAAGCUAUCGAUUCGACCUUUUUUUUUUUCUGGGACUAUUUUUGCAGUCCUAUCCUGGUUUCUCGAUGGUUCCCCUCUUCUUUAAGAGGGCACAAGCCAGCCUUUACAGGAUUACCUGCAGAAUGGGGCAUUUGGGCAUCUUCACCGCAACUAGGUUCGAGGGGAACCCGGGCUGGACAUGGCGAGAGCUCCAGAAUCCAACCCGAUCAGAUGCCCCUCGCGGUCAGGACCCGUUGCGAUACCACGUACUCUGGAUUCGUACAGACGAUGAAGACUCCUGAUCUCUACGUAUCCGUAUGUGUGCAUUCCAAUAUCAUUGCACACCAAGGACAAGGCAACCGCAGUUGCCGAUGGCACCCCGACGCGGAGAUGGCCAUAGGAAGGCCCCCACCCGAUGCUCGACAGAGUGACAGACAACAGCAUCAAAGUCUCCAGAUUGUCAGGAUUUGGCCAACUUGAAUCAGGGACAGCCCUUUCCGGUUCAGGACGUCGUCAGUCGUCGAUGUCAAACUUGUCCAGACUUUCCGCUAGUCUUUGCUAAAAAUGCACGUUGAUGAGAAUUUUUCAGGGUACAACGUCAGGCUCCCAGGCCGUUGUAACAAUUUUCGGACUCUGUGGGCUGAACACGGUUCAAGUCGUCAUGGUUUUCGAGCGAUC
Messenger RNA from Colletotrichum phormii, 1130 nucleotides. RefSeq lists its product as uncharacterized. The transcript has a single exon. The record is from RefSeq and is a predicted model, not a curated record. NCBI's taxonomy places the organism in Eukaryota, Fungi, Ascomycota, Sordariomycetes, Glomerellales, Glomerellaceae. The coding region runs from base 117 to 932 and encodes 271 amino acids.